GCGAACCUUUUGGGCUGCUGAGAAAAUCAGUGAAAAGCUCCACUCCAAGUUUUCUCUGCUGAAGAUAUUUCUCUGGACUAUCGAUGAAUUGCCUUCAGAAUCUUCCCAGAUCCUCCGCUUUGCCUUUGCAAAGCUUCAAUUGCCACGGAAGAAAGGCUAUUUGCUCUGUUCACACUCUGGGAGUGAUGAAUAAGACUACUGAUCUACAUCGGAGCAUAGCCGCGAAGGCAAUUUCUGGUUCCAUAUCCGACACCAAGAUGAGUGAUCCUGAAUUCAAGGAGGAAAAAUCUGAGAUCUACAGCAAUAACAUGACAGAAGCUAUGGGGGCUGGAUUGACUUAUAGGCAUGAGCUAGGAAUGAAUUACGACUUCAUUCGUCCAGACUUGAUUGUGGGGUCUUGCCUACAGAGUCCAGAAGAUGUUGACAAGCUUCGGAGUAUUGGGGUGAAAACCAUUUUUUGCGUACAACAAGAUUCAGAUCUUGAAUAUUUUGGAGUUGAUAUCAAUGCCAUAAGAGAAUAUGCCAAGACAUUUGAUGACAUUCAACACUUGCGAGCUGAAAUAAGGGACUUCGAUGCAUUUGAUUUACGGUUGCAACUUCCAGCUGUGGUGAGCAAAUUAUACAAGGCAAUAAAUCGAAAUGGAGGUGUGACUUAUAUACACUGCACAGCUGGACUUGGGAGAGCUCCUGCCGUGGCGUUGGCAUACAUGUUCUGGGUUCAGGGCUAUAAACUUAAUGAAGCUCACAGUUUACUUAUGAGCAAGCGCUCGAGCUUCCCAAAGCUGGAUGCUAUCAAAAGUGCUACUGCUGAUAUACUUACAGACCUCAAAAAGCAGCCUGUUACUUUGAAAUGGAAGGAUAACAGUUGCACCACAGUAGAAAUUUCUGGUCUUGAUAUUGGAUGGGAGCAGAGAAUGCCUUUGAGAUUUGACAAGGAACAGGGUCUGUGGAUUCUUGAGAGAGAAUUGCCAGAAGGACACUACGAGUACAAGUACAUUGUUGAUGGCGAAUGGACGUGUAAUGAACAUGAGUUUGUUAGAGCCCCCAACAAAGAUGGCCAUGUCAACAAUUAUGUUCAUGUCUUCGACAGUGAUCCACAUAGUGUCAGUGCAGUCCUUCGAAAGAGGCUGACUGGUGAUGAUGAUCCGACUCUUUCAAGGGAUGAACGACUCAAAAUAAGACAGAUUCUCGAAGCUUGUUCGGAUGAUGAUGAUGCUUGAAUUCAGAAAGCAACACCUAAGGAAAACAGCAUUAAAGUUGUUGUACAGUUCAUAAGUACCAUACAACUUUCGCCAGUCUCUCAUUUCCAGCUUACUUUAAUGGGGGCAGAUCUUUGGAGGGAAUAAACUAUAUAAAGAAACCACAAAAAGCCAAAGAGUUGCAUGAAUGAAUUAUAGCCUUAUGGGGAUGAAUGAAUAAUCAUGUCAGGUUAUUCAACAUAUUCAGAACCGGCA
This is a messenger RNA of Vitis riparia (riverbank grape), 1454 nucleotides long. Its product is annotated as phosphoglucan phosphatase DSP4, amyloplastic-like. NCBI's taxonomy places the organism in Eukaryota, Viridiplantae, Streptophyta, Magnoliopsida, Vitales, Vitaceae. Gene Ontology annotation, biological process: starch catabolic process; protein dephosphorylation. Gene Ontology annotation, cellular component: chloroplast. The transcript is spliced from 14 exons. The coding region runs from base 84 to 1220 and encodes 378 amino acids. Gene Ontology annotation, molecular function: starch binding; protein tyrosine/serine/threonine phosphatase activity; carbohydrate phosphatase activity. The record is from RefSeq and is a predicted model, not a curated record.